Molecule: messenger RNA, 1528 nt
Organism: Sinocyclocheilus rhinocerous
Lineage: Eukaryota; Metazoa; Chordata; Actinopteri; Cypriniformes; Cyprinidae
Source: RefSeq, a predicted model, not a curated record
CACACUAUUAUAAAGAUGGCGUUUAUUAAAGAGGAGAGUGAAGACAUAAAGAUUGAAGAAGCAUUCAGCGUGAAACAAGAAGAUACUGAGGAACAAACAGACCUGAUGACCCUUAAAGAGGAGAGUCAAGAACUGAAUGAAAUGGAAGAGAAAAAUCAGAAUGAGAAACAUAUUUUCAUAACUGGAGAAAAAUCCACACGUAAAAGAGCUAAGAAGACCAAAGCUAACAGUUCUUUCACCUGCCAACAGUGUGGAAAGAGCUUCAAUCAAAAACAAAACCUUAUAGUCCACAUUAGACUUCACACUGGAGAAAAGCCUUACACCUGCCAACAGUGUGGAAAGAGUUUCAGUCAGAAACAAAACCUUUUAGUCCAUAUGAGACUCCACACUGGAGAGAACUCUUUCAUCUGCAAACAGUGUGGAAAACGUUUUACUAAAAAACAAAACCUUGAUAUCCACAUGAGAAUUCACACUGGAGAGAGCUCUUUCACCUGCCAACAGUGUGGGAGCAGUUUCACUCAAAAAGGAAACCUUAAAGUCCACAUGAGAAUUCACACUGGAGAAAAGCCUUAUACAUGCCCUCAGUGUGGACAGAGAUUUGCACAUAAAAACACCCUUAAUUCCCACAUGAGAAUUCACACCGGAGAGAAGCUGUUUACAUGUGAUCAGUGUGAAAAGAGCUUCACAACAGAACUAAACCUUAGAUAUCACAAGAACAUUCACACUGGGGAGAAGCCGUUUGUAUGUGGUCAGUGUGGAAAGAGUUUCGCACAUAAGGUAACCCUUAAUUACCACAUAAGAAUUCACUCAGGAGAGAACUGUUUUAAAUGUAAUCAGUGUAGAAAGAGUUUCAGUCAUAAAAAAAGCCUCAGCACUCACAUGAGUCUUCACACUGGAGAGAAGCCUUACGCCUGCAAACUGUGCGGGAAGAGCUUCUCACAAAAAGGAAAUCUUAAAACUCACUCAAGGCUUCACACUGGAGAGAAGCCUUUCAAGUGUCUUCAGUGUGACAAGUGUUUCACAUAUCAAAGAGAUGUGAAACGUCAUUUGCAAACUCAUUCUGGACAGAAAUGGCAGAGUUCUGAGUGUGACAAGAGGUUAAGAAAAAACAGAAAUGUGAAAAAUCACCAGCGCAGUCACUCUGGAGGAAUGCCAUUUAAUUGUGAUCAGUGUAACAAAAAAUUUCUUUUGUCGUCACACUUACAGAUACACUUGAAAAGUCAUGAAAAUGUGAAACACUAUUUGUGUUCUUUGUGUGGAAAGAGGUUUAAAUGGUUCGGCAAAUUAAAAUUGCACCAGAAAAUAUGCGUCUGUGUGAAAUUAAGGAAACGUUCACACCGCAGCUGAAUGUGGGCAAAAUGUGAUUGUCGGCCUUUAUAACCCCUUCUUUUAUUUGCAUCACCUCUUUAUACUUUGCUUUUGGCUUUUUGUUUUCUUUUUUGCACAUUAACAUCUGUAUCUACACCUAACCAUUUACUUUGUUGUAGUUUCAAAUCUUGAGAGGUUGUGAUAUACACCCUCCAGUUUU